UAAAAUAGUUUCAGUUCAGCUGUUGUGGCUGUUAAAGAACUGAAAAGAAAACGUUUUCGCGUGCGUUCUAUUAAAAAUGUGAUAGUAGUUUUUAAGUGCAGUAUUAAAAAUCGUUAAAUUAUGUGUUUUUUAUCUUUAUAGAACGGAAAAAAUUAAAACGAUAACUAAAAUGACUACAAUUCUUCAUAAUUUGGGAAACAUAAAAGAAAUCUUCGCGAAAUUCAGUUUCUUAUUUUUCCAACAGCCCAUAAAAGGAUCUACAGAUAUAAAACAACAAGACUGGAUUUAUAGAGGCGAAGGUAACGCGAAUUUAGUUAUUUCGUUACCUAAUCGAAGACAGAUAUUAAGGAUUAAAAAGACUCAAAGAAAAUCGCGUACCACCUUAAUAGAUUGGCUCGUUGAAUUAAUUACGGAUUAUUUGAAUCAAGAUCUUAACGAAGAUAUAGAAACGGCAACUGAAGAAUCACUUGACAUUAAAUUUUAUCGAAAUGUUAUGACCCCAUUGAUGGGGUGUUUUGUUUGUGACGCUACUCUUAUUAUUAUUAAUAGAAGACAAACGGAAGAUCUGAAUAAAGCUUUGCAACAAUGUAGACCAAAUUACAGGAAACACAAGAAAUUAAAAUUUGGAAAAGCAACAUUUUUAACGGAUUUUGCCUUCCUGCCCAAACAUUUAGACUCUUAUGGAUUAAUUGGGGCUACUUAUUCCGUUGAAAUUAAACCAAAACAGGGAUGGAUUGCUAAUAGAAAUCCUUUGGAAAAAUGUAAAUUUUGCCAAAAUCAGUACUUAAAGUUGUCUCAAGGACAAAUAAAAAAAAUAAGUAAUUACUGCCCAUUAGAUUUAUUUUCGGGUGAAAAACAUCGAAUGAUAAAAUCAAUUAAAUCUCUAAUAACCGAUCCGCAAAAUAAUUUUAAAAUAUUUCGAAAUGGAGUACAAGUUUACGGUGAACAAAGUAACGAAGAUAAUUUAAUAGAUCUCUUAAAAGAUUGGCUCCAUCAUAACAAAGAGUCGUCGUCAAAUUAUAAUUUAAUGGAGGAAUUCCUCGAAAUAAUUUAUAAAACAUUAAUAAAAAGUAUUGAUAUAAAACGUUCAUCGUGUAUUUUUAACUCGAAUCGAAAAGAAAUGGAUCCAAAUUGUGGCGAUCUUCCGGAAGGUUGUAUUUUAGAAAGAAUAUUACGUGUACAAAAAUUAGAUUCGAUGGGAAUUAGUUAUUAUAAAGAAUUGAAAGAUCGUAUGAAAUUGGGGAAUAAAAGCAAUUAUGUUAAAACGUUAUUAAAUGAAAUUGAAAGGAAGAAAGAUUUUUUGUGUGUUAAUGAAGAAGAAAACGGUAAAGAUUUUAACGAAUUAGAGUUAACUCCGUAUUUAAUUGCGUCUGUAGCGAAUGAUUGUUCGUUUAUGUUGACUUAUCGAAAAAUGAUUGAUUUAAAAACAUCUGUAACGUUAGAUCAAAGAUAUAUUUUGGAAUCGUCAAACGGAUCUUAUGCGGUAAAUGUAGGUGUUUUCGAUUUAUAUCCAAAGCCGAUUUCAACCAUUGAUAAACAUUUUAAACGAAUGGAAGAGUUAUCCAAGUUAUCUUCACAAAUAGGAAUGUAAAAACAAUAUUUUUCGUUUUAAAUAACUAGUACAAAUUUACAAAUUAAUUAUUAUUA
Messenger RNA from Onthophagus taurus, 1647 nucleotides. It is a transcript of the gene Ipk1, whose product is annotated as Inositol phosphate kinase 1. Gene Ontology annotation, biological process: inositol phosphate biosynthetic process. Gene Ontology annotation, cellular component: nucleus. Gene Ontology annotation, molecular function: ATP binding; inositol-1,3,4,5,6-pentakisphosphate 2-kinase activity. The record is from RefSeq and is a predicted model, not a curated record. Lineage: Eukaryota; Metazoa; Arthropoda; Insecta; Coleoptera; Scarabaeidae.